UAUCCUGGAACUUGCUAUGUAGGCCAGGCUGGCCUGGAACUCAGCCAUUUGCCUGCUUUUGACUACUGAGGGCUGGAAUUAAUGGUCUGUUCCACCAUGCUUGGCCAUUCUUAAAAUUCAUAACUUUUAUAAUUUAUUUAUUUUUAUUUUAUGUGCAUUGGUAUUUUGCCUGCAUGUAUGUCUGUGUGAAGGUGUCAGAUCUUGGGAGUUACAGACAGUCAUGAGCUGCCAUGUGUGUGCUGGGAAUUGAACCCCGGUCCUCUGGAAGAGCAGUCAAUGUUCUUAACUGCUGAGCCAUCUCUCCAGCCCCAGCCAUUUUUUUUUGAGAGCUGUAACUGUUCUCUCCAGAUUUUUCCUGGCUCCUCUGACUCAGCAGGAUGUUAAGGGGUGGCAGGCAGCCUGUCUUGGAGAAGAGUUGUCCCCCCUUUGACCACUAUUCAAUUAAUGAUGCUUUUGGAAUUGGUGUUAUGCCCCAUCCUUGGAGUAGGAGAUCAGUGGUCCGUGGGUUUGUAUUUUCCAGGCUGCUCCACUGCUCAGAAUCUAAUCACAGGCCCAGAAGAGGUGAGAGGUCAGGAGCAGGGCUCCUUGACUGUGCAGUGCCGUUAUACCUCACCCUGGAGGAGUCACAGAAAGUACUGGUGCCAAGGACCUGACUGGAGUACCUGUAAGAUUCUCAUUCAAACUGAUGCAUCAGAGCAGGUGAAGAAGAACCGUGUGUCCAUCAUGGACAACCAGACAGACCUCAUUGUCACAGUGACCAUGGAGGAUCUGAGGAUGAGCGAUGCUGACGUUUACUGGUGCGCAAUUGACAGAUUUGGAUAUGAUUACAAGUUUAAAGUUGUUGUGAACAUUGACCCAGUGUCGACCACGCUCCCCAUCACCUCCACCACCACCAUGUUCACAACAGAGACAGUCGCUGUAAAAGAGACCAGCACGUUCUCAACGCAGAGCAACCACUACUCCGAUGACAGGCACGGCAGUGAUGAUGAAGGCGGGCUUUGGAAUCUCAGUGUGCUCCUUCCAGCCAUUUCUGCGGUGCUGUUGCUUCUCCUGAUGGUGGCCUCCAUCUUUGCUUGGAGGAUGGUGAGGAGGCAGAAGAAAGCUGCUGGGCCAUCUUCAGAACAGGUAAAAUCUCUGGAGGGUGAACUCUGUUAUGCAAACUUGUCUCUGAAGCAGCCCAGAGCCUCUCCUGGCUCCUCCAUGCCCUCCUCUGGCAAGGCCCACCAGGAGGAAGUGGAGUAUGUCACCAUGGCUCCCUUUCCCAGGGAGGAGAUUUCAUACGCAGCUCUGUCUUUGGUGGCCUUGGGUCAGGAGCCCACUUACAGCAACACUGGAUGCCUCGUCACCCAGAUUCCCAGGACAAGCCUUGAGGAGACCACAGAGUACAGCAGGGUCAGGAGGUACUAGCUUGUGGCGAUGCCUCCAUCUUGGUCCCUGAAGAAGGCCUGAGAGCAUGUUUCUGCACGCCUGCCUCCG
Messenger RNA from Acomys russatus (golden spiny mouse), 1476 nucleotides. RefSeq names its product CD300 molecule like family member f (gene Cd300lf). The transcript is spliced from 6 exons. The coding region runs from base 445 to 1407 and encodes 320 amino acids. Lineage: Eukaryota; Metazoa; Chordata; Mammalia; Rodentia; Muridae. Gene Ontology annotation, molecular function: transmembrane signaling receptor activity. Gene Ontology annotation, cellular component: plasma membrane. The record is from RefSeq and is a predicted model, not a curated record.